GAGUCAAGGCAGGUGAGCCAAUACUUUUGGUAAUAUAGUGUAUCUUUCAACAUAUGGUCAAGUGGUCUUUUUUUUUUCUUUGUAAAGUACUAGGGCAACAUCUUCAACCCCAGGUCUUGUCCAUAAACAUCACUGGACAACACAUAAAACUGCUUCAUUAUGUAGUUUAAACGUAAAAAGUUUGUUUGUGUCACAUUAUCAUUCCCCUCGUGACACCAACACACACUCGAUGACGACCAAAUGUUUGUUUGAAAAAUGUGAUCGCAGACUUCUGGUAUAAUUUAAAAGCUCUUGCCACGCAUGCACGGGACAACAAAUGACGUAACUACAAAUAAAUAAGCAUUAAAAUAACAACAGAAAUAAAUAGAGAACAUAUGAGAAGUUUCUUAAUAAUACUUUAGAUCUUCAAUCAAAUCCACAUCUUGAUAAAAUGAAUAAUAAGAAAUAUUUGUAUUUUUUAUCAUAUUAUUUCCACUAAUUAGUCAAGACUUGACAACACUGGGCAUUGAGUUUAGAAACAUUAGAAACAGAAAGACAAAAAAGUCACCCAGCACUGACAAAUACCACAGCUGAUUGUUAAGCAUAUGAUAAAAAAAGAUCAUCAAAACAUUUCCAUUACUUGUUAUUUUAAAAGAAAUCCAUGUUACAGUAUCUAUGCUUGGGCUUACCUCUUAAGUUAUUUAAGAAAAAACAAAAAAACAAAAAAAAACAGCCACUGCUUACUUAAUAGAUUUCCAGAACAAGAGCAAAUAUUUGUUUAUGUUUAUCUAAUUACUGCAAACAGAUGUAAAUGACUUUAUAGGGACAGGGAAAAGUAAAAUAGCUUUAAGGCAAAAAAAACAAAUUAACAAAAGUGACAAUGGUAUCUUUCAACAUAUGGUCAAGUGAUCUUUUUGUUUCUUUGUAAAGUACUAGGGCAACAUCUUCAACCCCAGGUCUUGACCUGCUUCUUCACCUUGUCUAAAGACUAAAAUCUUACAGAAGAUUAAAAAUAUUCCCAAUAUUACCCAAACAGCUUGUGUUUUAAACGGCUCGGCUUGCAUGUGUUUAUCAGGUCUAUGUUGUGUUUCCUGUGCUUACAAUAUCUUCAUAUGACAAAGCAAAGACGAUCAGCUACUGUGUGUCUAAAUGCCUCUUACCUUGGACCACAGACAACUAAAUUGGCUCAUGUAGCCCUGGUCUAAUGUGUAUUAUUCUAUUAUAUAUGUCCUGGUCUUCAGUGGACCUUUAUCUUUCUCUCUGUGUUCCUCAUCAGCCUCUCUGAGCUAGGAAAAGAACCCGACUCUACUUUGCUGCAGGCUGCACUAAGCAAAUAAAUAGAUUAAAUGUAAAUGUAUCCAUGCAUACAUACAUAACUGAAGAAGAUUUGUUCUUGUUACAUUUACAUUAUAUAGCAGUGGGAAAAAUAUAAAGAUCAGCAAUACUGAUUUUCACAUUAAGUUCAGCAAAUGUUUAGUUUGUUUGUUUUAUUUGCUGGUCAACAGAAUCAACUCCAUUAAUUAAUUCUAUCUGCAACAUACAGUGAAGUGGGGAAAUGCAUUUGGUUGCUUUUACAAUUGACAGAUAAAAUACUGUAAUCAUAUGUAUUUAAAAUUGUAUUUUAAUACUCUGCUAUUUAAUAAAAAAGCUAAAUUAAGCCGUCUUGUUUUACUCCCUUUGUCAGUUCCCUAAUUUAGGAUAUCUGUGUUUAGGAGAGUCAAGUAAAUUCAUAGAAAAUGUCUUUCACAACCCUGAGACUGUAAGUUGGGCAGAUGAUCUAAAGGUCUCGCAAAAAAGUCCAUUAGUGGAUCCAGUGUGAAGAACUAAUUCUAACAGUGCCUCGGGGGAGUAAACAGAACAAACACUAUCAGGUAGGAACUCAGGCUAAAAAGCAGGAUAAUUAUCUUUUUGUGGAGCUCUGGGUUGCCCAAAGCAAAGAUAAAGAUAACAGUGCACACACAGUACAAAUAUAAAAGGCGGCCGAGUGGCUAGUUGUUGUGACAUAACCACUGACUACCAGUCUCGGCAGACCUACAAGGUAAAUUGAAAAUGGAAGGUAAAUGCAAAGAGAAUGAAAUAGCUGCUAUUGCAGACAUCUAUCAAAGCUUUGAUCCUGCAGCAUACUUACAAAAUAACUACACUUCACCACGGGCCGACUUUGGAAGGAAGGACAGUAUAGUGCCUUGGAAACUGGCUUGUUUUCACAGAGCCUUCACUGACGGUGAUAUUAGUGGUGAACUACUUGUGGACAUAGGUUCAGGUCCCACCCUGUACCAGGUGAUGAGCGGCUGUGAGGUUUUCAACAAAGUGCUCUUGACGGACUUCCUGGAGGUCAACCGGCAGGAGCUGAAAGGCUGGCUUCAGGAUGAGAAAAGCAGUUUAGACUGGACACCAUAUUUCCAGCACGUUUGCAAGCUGGAAGGACGCGGUCCCUCUGCAGUGAGAGAGAAAAUCGCAAGGCUCCGUGAGGUCGUCAAAGACGUAGUUCCAGUAAAUAUCCAUCUUCCUCAGCCCGUGUCCCCUGAUGUUCUUCCUCAAGGAAAGGCCGACUGUCUCGUGUCCUGCUUCUGUCUAGAGAGUUCCAGUCCUGACCUGGCUACUUUCACCAAGGCUAUGGGUCAUAUUAGCAGCCUUUUGCGCCAAAAUGGUCACCUCCUGCUUAUAGGAGCCCUAGAAGAGAGUUACUAUUUGGGGGGCCCAGGAGUAAAGAUUCCUGUGGUUCCACUGAAUGAGGCCCAGGUCUGUGCCAGUCUACAGGAGACUGGCUUCACCUUAAUCCGACUAGAGGUUUAUACUCUGCCUCGGGACAUGAGUGUUGGUGUGGACGAUGUGACUGGGGUAUUUUUUGUAAAAGCUAGGAAGAAUUGAACGGUCUAGUGAAUUCUAGCAUUUCAAUUGUUAAAAGAUACAUUUGAGGUGCUAAUUAUAACUAUACUCAGAAUGCAGUUUCAUUCAUUUCGUGACUGUAUUGAUUGAAUCAACUCCAAAUAAAUUGAAUUGAGUUUGAAGUCAUUCAGCUCUGAUUGAUUGAUUGAUUGACUGCCUGAUUGUCAGUCUUUUUUG
Cynoglossus semilaevis (tongue sole) is the source of this 3042-nucleotide messenger RNA. RefSeq names its product phenylethanolamine N-methyltransferase (gene pnmt). Lineage: Eukaryota; Metazoa; Chordata; Actinopteri; Pleuronectiformes; Cynoglossidae. The transcript is spliced from 3 exons. The record is from RefSeq and is a predicted model, not a curated record. Bases 2029 to 2847 code for a protein of 272 amino acids. Gene Ontology annotation, molecular function: phenylethanolamine N-methyltransferase activity. Gene Ontology annotation, cellular component: cytosol.